AUGGCCUCCGUUGGCGAUAUCAUCUCGCUCUCUAUUCUUAUCGAAGACCUUGUGCGAUCCCUCGAUAACAGCCACGGCUCUCCAGCAGAGUACCAGGCUGUGAUUCGCGAAUUAUGGGGCGUUGACCACGCGUUGCUCGAAGUCGAAGUGCUAUUUCAAUCCUGGGAACAGACGGUCCAUUUGAGGGCGUUGAGGGUUACCGUCAAUGAAUGUGUAGAGCAAUGUCGGAAUUGCAUUGUGAAGUUUCACGAGCAGAUAAAGAAGUUCGAGAAGAGUCUACAAUCCGGAGGUUCAGACAGCUUCAUCAGAGAUAUAGCUAUGAAAAUUCGAUGGCAGGUUUCGAAGGACGACCUCGCCAAAUUCAGAGCUGAGAUCAAUGCGCAUUGCUUCUCUAUCAAUAUGCUGCUGACGACGACUGGCGUGUUCGUAUCCCCAAGUCAUACCCUCGUCGUGGCCUUUAUCAAGGUGAACAGUACUCUCGCCAAAAUGAACGACGAAAAUGUACAAACAAGUUCGAAGCAGUCCGAGCUAUCCCAUGCAAAGUCGUCAGCUACUCAAGCCUACGAAUUGGCUGAGAUCAAAAGUCGCUUAGAGGAAAACAACGCUUUGAUCAAGGCAGCGGCAUCUGAGACCAAGGACUUGGGCUUAAGGUUUGACAUGGAUUACUUAAAGAACCUUGGAGCUGACAUUCUCUCAUUCAUGCAAAAGAUAUGGAAAGUCAAUUUCUUGACUUACAAAGCUGUGAUAUCCCUGCAGACUAGUAUUCCAGCUCAACUCGAGCGAUGCUGGACACAAGAGCCGGCAACUCUCGAAGACGCUUUAGGCCGAGUGACUGCCGUACACCUAGAAUUCCUCGAUUCCUGGGAAGCUUUCGAAGCCGUCCUCGAAGUUCGCUUUCGACAAUUACCAGGCCAUCGAAAGAUAAGGCAAGGAGAGUAUGCACUCCAGGCCAGUUCAUGGAAAAGGGACGUCGAGCGUUCCCUUGCUUUGAACCGAUGA
Molecule: messenger RNA, 999 nt
Organism: Letharia columbiana
Lineage: Eukaryota; Fungi; Ascomycota; Lecanoromycetes; Lecanorales; Parmeliaceae
Exons: 5
Coding region: 1-999 (332 amino acids)
Source: RefSeq, a predicted model, not a curated record